AUGAACUGGACGGCAUCGCGACACGCCGUCGCUGGCCUCGUCGCCCUGGUAGAAGCGCCAUUAUGCAGACACCCUGUACAUCGAGCUUGCCGGCGAGCGGCACUCCAAUCGCGCGCGGUAUCGACGACUGCCCGGAGAUGGCAACAACCAGCAGCAGCGCCAACGACCCCAUCCCCAUCGCGAGCAGCAGUGAACACAGCGCAAGUCGCAAACGAGCUAUCUCCGUCAGACGAGUCGGAACCACGGCGAUCAUUGACGGAAGGCCUGGAUGAUCCACCGCCAGUACUCGGCGAGGAUGAGAAGCAGGUCGACUGGACGCGAUCAUUCCAUGGCCUCUCCGCAGCGCCUUUCGCCAAAGAGCAGUCCGACAUUCUGCAGCAGCGCCUAGAGUUCAACGACAUCGAGAUCAAGCCAGAUGGCAUUGUAUACCUGCCCGAGAUCAAGUACCGCCGCAUCCUGAACCAGGCAUUCGGACCAGGCGGAUGGGGGCUUGCGCCACGCGGAGAGACGAUAGUCACAGGCAACAUCGUUACGCGAGAGUAUGGUCUCGUCGCUGGCGGAAGACUGAUCAGCAUCGCCCGCGGCGAACAACAAUACUUCGACCCCGACGGCAUCCCCACCGCCACUGAAGGCUGCAAAUCCAACGCCCUCAUGCGCUGCUGCAAGGAUUUGGGCAUCGCAUCCGAGCUCUGGGAUCCUCGCUUCAUCAGGAAGUUCAUGGCGGAGAUGGGUAAAGAGAUGAUGGUGGAACACGUUGUGACCAAGAAGAGGAGGAAGCACUGGAUGCGAAAAGAUGAUGAUCUGAAGUAUCCAUUGAAGGAGGUUACUUUCCCAGGGCAGAGCUCGCCGGUUGGGAAUACACAGAGCGGUGGUGUGGCGCCCAAGGCGGCGACGGCGUACAAGUCGGCAACGGCGAGCCCGAGUGCGACGAAUACGGUGAACAGGGUACUGCCGAAGAAGCCUGUCGCCACGGCGUCAUCAUAG
This is a messenger RNA of Fulvia fulva, 984 nucleotides long. RefSeq names its product Mitochondrial genome maintenance protein. Lineage: Eukaryota; Fungi; Ascomycota; Dothideomycetes; Mycosphaerellales; Mycosphaerellaceae. Gene Ontology annotation, cellular component: mitochondrial chromosome; mitochondrial nucleoid. Gene Ontology annotation, biological process: interstrand cross-link repair; recombinational repair. Gene Ontology annotation, molecular function: single-stranded DNA binding. The transcript has 2 exons. Bases 1 to 984 code for a protein of 327 amino acids. The record is from RefSeq and is a predicted model, not a curated record.